GCAGUUGGACGCUGAUCGGAGACAGGUGGGGUGCGGAGACCCGGCUGCUGUGAAGGCGGAGCUGGCUGCAGAGGGGCUCUCCCCUGGAGGAUCGGGCUGCGUCGAGGCGCCCCAUGGCGGCCGGCAGUGAUGCCCCCACGGCCCCGCCGUGCGCCCGGCUCGCUCGCCUCAAACGCUCCCGCCGUUUGGCGUUCCGCCUCCCCGUUGCGCUGCGGAUCAAGGCCCAGGCGCAGCUGCUCCGCCACCGUCCCCCGGAGCCGGGCGGGGCCACCGCAGCCCCCAGCCUGCCCUCCCCGGCCCCGGCGCCCCCCACCGGCGACCCUUACGGGGAGCGAGUGGAGCUGGCACUGCGGGAGGCGGAGGCGGCUCCGGAGCCGGCCCCCGAGGCCGGGCCUGGGUGCGAGGAGCUGACCUUGGACCACCUGCUGGAGAUCGUGGCCCAGCUGGAGUACCACACCCACCCCGAGGACGGUGUGGAGAUCUGCCCCCUCUUCCUCCUGGGCUGCUGCUUCUCCGGGGCCUGCUGCCCCCAGCACCACACCCUGCUGCCCUACCACUGGCAGCUGUGGCAGACGGCCAGCCUCCCGCCCGGCUGGCUGAGCGUUGGGCCUGAGGCCCAUGAGACGCUGGAGCGGCUCUACAGCGACCCCGAGCGCACCCUUGUGCGGGCCUCCUACCAGGGCGUUACCUUCGACAUCGACCUGGUGGCUAUGAAGGUGUGGAACAGCCCCAGCUUCAGCCGGGUCCGGCGCCUCGGCACCUCGUCCGUGCCCGGCUCCCCCUUUGGCACCAGCCACGUCUACUACUGGCGAGCACUCAGCGGCUGGGAACCCUACAGCCAGCCCUUCACCGAGAGCAUCGAGGCGGCGCUGCGGAGCGGGCAGCAGGAGGCGCUGUGCAGCACGGCCGAGCACAGCUACCAGCUUAACCUGCGGGCCGGCUACCAGCGCAACCUGGCCACGGGCACCCUGCGCCCCCUGCGGGCCCGGCCCGUCUUCCGUGCCCCCGCCCUGCUGCUGCCGGAGCUACGGACGCUGUCCGGCAGCCUGUACCUGGGCCCCCCGCCGGCCCCAGGCCCCCCCCCGGUGCAGCCCUACCCCGAGACCUGGGUGCCGCUGGCCCCCGGGCAGGACUGGCACCAGGCGCCGGUGGCGGUGGAGGAGCGCGGCUUCCGCCUCAUCUAUGGGCUCUUCCACAAGAGCCUGCCCGAGGCGCAGUACCGCCUGGAGCGGGUCUGGCGGGUGCAGAACCCCUUCCUGUGGGACAAGUACAAGCGGAAGCAGAGCCACAUGAGCCGGCAGAUGUCCCCGGAGCAGCGGCUGCGGAACGAGCGUCACCUCUUCCACGGGACGGCGGCGGGCGCGGUGCCGGCCAUCUGCAAACACAACCUGGACCCCCGGCUGUCAGGGAAACACGCCGCCAUCUACGGGCAGGGCAGCUACUUCGCCCGCCGGGCCAGCUACUCCCACCGCUACGCGCCCCCCGCCGAGGCCGGCCUGCGCCACGUCUUCCUCUGCAAGGUGCUGGUGGGGCGCUCGGCCCUGGGGCAGCUGGCCCUGCGCCGGCCCCCGCCCCUGGACCCCGGCGACCCAGCCAGCAACCUGUACGACUCGUGCGUGGACAGCCUGAGUGACCCCCAGAUCUACGUGGUCUUCGACAACGACCAGUGCUACCCCUACUUCCUCCUCCAGUACCGUGAGCUGGAGGAGGUGGUGAAGGUGGACUGAGGAAGAACCCAGGAGUCCUGCGGCCAACCCCAGCUGGAGUGAGGGGGAAAGAACCCAGGAGUCCUGCGGCUGCC
This is a messenger RNA of Emys orbicularis (European pond turtle), 1801 nucleotides long. RefSeq names its product protein mono-ADP-ribosyltransferase TIPARP-like. Gene Ontology annotation, molecular function: NAD+ poly-ADP-ribosyltransferase activity; NAD+-protein mono-ADP-ribosyltransferase activity. Gene Ontology annotation, cellular component: nucleus. The transcript has 6 exons. NCBI's taxonomy places the organism in Eukaryota, Metazoa, Chordata, Testudines, Emydidae. The record is from RefSeq and is a predicted model, not a curated record. The coding region runs from base 114 to 1727 and encodes 537 amino acids.